Cuscuta epithymum is the source of this 946-nucleotide messenger RNA. The record is from the annotation of a GenBank genome assembly. Lineage: Eukaryota; Viridiplantae; Streptophyta; Magnoliopsida; Solanales; Convolvulaceae.
GUAUAAAGUGUUUUGCCAAUCGUAAUCAACGCUCCUAGUCUUCUGCUUCCUGGCCCUCUUCCUAUCUUUGCAACUCAAACUCUCGAAGCCGCCGGUCGCAAGUCCCGCUCCUUCCAAUCUCCCACCAUCCGCUGUCACUCCCGUCGCUCGUCUCCGCCGUAAUCCUUCGUCGUACGACAGCAUUCCGCGGCCCACUCUGUCGGAAUGCCGCAGUGCUGCUACUCGCUAGGUCUGAGUUCAGACUUUCGGAUGACUACAAGCAGAGCUAGCGCCUUGCACAAUCAUAAUCCUUUGACAUCAUUUCCGUCCUUGCCUAAAUCCCCUUUACCCAUUUAUUCCUUUCCAUGUCAUCACAACCUCAAACCUCCCAGGUUGAGUAUUUAUAACCAAAAAUGGGAAGCAAAAAAGAAGCUGGUCCGGAUGCCUAUGGUUUCUUGUUUGGUGGAUGAGCCUAAAAAUUUAUCAGAAUCAGGGGAAAUGGUCAUUGACUUGAAGCAUCCAAGGAGAAAGCUUUUGGCCACUUUCACAUGCAACUCAUGUGGUGCUCAAUCUCAAAGGUUCAUAAACCGCUUAGCUUAUGAAAGAGGACUUGUCUAUCUCCAGUGUUCAGGGUGCGCAAAAUAUCAUAAAUUGGUGGACAAUCUUGGACUUGUGGUUGAAUACAUUUUGGGAGAUAAAGUUGAUGCCGGGGAUGAUUCGGAGUCAAUUUUAGAUAAACCAGGUGCAGAAUCUUCGUAGCAAAAGACCAGGUGUAAUAUUGAUAUGGUUAGAAAGAACAAAUUUGUAGAUCCAUUGUAUUACACAAGCUAUAUGGGAUUUUAAAUGGGGGAUGGUAGAUAAGAGCUCAUUUCGUAGUUUACACAUUAAAUCUUUGCACCCAGUUUAAACUUAUGCGAAGUGUAGGGAAAACAAUCACAUUGCAUUUAGAUAAAUUACAAUGUUUGGC